Messenger RNA from Callorhinchus milii (elephant shark), 976 nucleotides. It is a transcript of the gene naa20, whose product is annotated as N-alpha-acetyltransferase 20, NatB catalytic subunit. The transcript is spliced from 6 exons. The coding region runs from base 56 to 592 and encodes 178 amino acids. Gene Ontology annotation, biological process: N-terminal peptidyl-methionine acetylation. Gene Ontology annotation, molecular function: protein-N-terminal amino-acid acetyltransferase activity. The record is from RefSeq and is a predicted model, not a curated record. Gene Ontology annotation, cellular component: NatB complex. Lineage: Eukaryota; Metazoa; Chordata; Chondrichthyes; Chimaeriformes; Callorhinchidae.
GCAAUACGUUUACCCGGAAGUGACGCAGUGUCUGGCGGAGACUCUCGGGGUCGCGAUGACGACGUUGCGAGCGUUCUGCUGCGAUGAUUUGUUCCGAUUCAACAACAUAAAUUUGGAUCCACUUACAGAAACUUAUGGGAUCCCCUUCUAUCUCCAAUACUUGGCUCAUUGGCCGGAGUAUUUUAUUGUUGCUGAGGCGCCUGGAGGAGAGUUAAUGGGCUACAUUAUGGGAAAAGCUGAAGGAUCAGUGGCACGAGAGGAAUGGCAUGGACACGUAACUGCUUUAUCUGUAGCUCCAGAAUUCCGACGUUUGGGACUAGCUGCUAAACUUAUGGAACUCCUAGAGGAAAUAUCUGAGAGAAAAGGUGGAUUCUUUGUGGAUCUCUUUGUUCGAGUUUCCAAUCAGGUGGCAGUGAACAUGUACAAACAGCUUGGUUACAGUGUCUAUAGGACGGUGAUAGAGUACUACUCAGCCAGCAAUGGAGAACCUGAUGAAGACGCUUAUGAUAUGAGAAAGGCCCUUUCCAGAGAUACAGAGAAGAAAUCAAUAAUACCUCUUCCUCAUCCAGUAAGACCUGAAGAUAUUGAAUAACUUUAAGCUGUGGUUCUUGGUUUAUGUUUAUUUAAGAAUCUCAAUUAAUAUUAACUAUUCUUAAAAAGUAUGGUUGUGUUUAGUUUGUGUACAUAAUGCUUAAAUUAUAUUUCAGACAAUUGAGAAAGUUUGAUGCCCACUUUGAUACAUUAACCUGAUUCCAAGAACCACAGCUUUAUUGGAAAAUGUUGAGUCUAUCAUGUUUUUUAUUCCCAACAGAAAGUCUUUGAAAUGCAUUAUGAAAUCAAAUCGUCAUAAAAGACUUGUGUAAGAUUUGCGUCCCUUUUUUUCUGAUGGUGUGCAGCCUUUAUUUAAUACCUGAAAUAUGAGUGCAAGGGGAAGAGAAGGAAAGGGAAGGCUGCCAAAUAAAUUGAGUUAAAAUGA